AUGGACCACAGGAGCUUCGAUCUUGAGCUGGCAAGACUCAGGGAAGGAAGCAGCAGCCCUGAGGAGGGUCCAGAAUUAUGGCCUGCCACCUGCAAAGGUUUUAAGCAAUCUCCAGUUAACAUUGUGAUCUCCAAUGCCUUGUCAGAUCCCAGGUUGAAGGUCAAUUUCAAGUACAUUGAUUAUGAUGGACAACACCCAUGGACUAUUGUAAACAAUGGGUACACGAUAUCAGUGGAUCUUAAUGACACAAUCAAGAUCUCUGGUGGUGGCCUGGAAGAUACUUACAGGGCAAUGUAUGUCCAGUUCCACUGGUCAGAUUCUUUGAGGAAGGGUUCUGAACACACCAUCAAUGGGAAGACCUAUCCCAUGGAGGUGCAAAUUAUUCAUGUCAGGGACAAGUUUCAGAAGCUGGAAAAGGCAAUUCAGUCUACUGAAAAAGGUGCAAUCACCACCCUGGGGUUCCUGAUACAGGCUUCAAAAAAUAAAACGCAUGAAGGCUUCCAGACUAUCUUGGAUGCCCUGGACCAAAUCCCAUAUAAAAACAAUAAGGUGACCACAAAACCAAUGAGCCUUUAUGACCUCAUCCCAGAUCUUAAGAAUAUGACAAAAUUUUUCCGAUACGAGGGCUCCCUUACUUCUCCUAGCUGCCCAGAAAAUGUAAUCUGGACUGUGUAUAAGGAUCCUUUACAAGUUAAAGAAGAACAGAUCUUGCAGUUCUCCAAGAAGCUGUUCUAUAAUGAGAAGGGUAAGACAGAUAUUCCCAUGGCAAACAACUACCGGAAAAUGCAGAGGAGAGGUCAUCGACAUAUCUAUUCCAACAGGGUGGGAAGGUUAUUGCCCCAUACCUGGUCCGUGUUUCUGACCCCUCUGCUGACCUGCUUCCUGGCCAUCUUUCUCUGUUGGGAGUUUUGGAUGUGGAAUCUCUGA
Molecule: messenger RNA, 927 nt
Organism: Monodelphis domestica (gray short-tailed opossum)
Lineage: Eukaryota; Metazoa; Chordata; Mammalia; Didelphimorphia; Didelphidae
Product: carbonic anhydrase 4-like
Cellular component (GO): plasma membrane
Molecular function (GO): carbonate dehydratase activity; zinc ion binding
Source: RefSeq, a predicted model, not a curated record